Messenger RNA from Gongylonema pulchrum, 190 nucleotides. Lineage: Eukaryota; Metazoa; Nematoda; Chromadorea; Rhabditida; Gongylonematidae. The record is from the annotation of a GenBank genome assembly.
AGGCAGUUUGUGAACGGCGAUGCGAGAAUGUACGAGGAGGAACAGCGUCGCACAGCAGCUAAGCAGCACUCAACCAGACUUCUCACUCCUCCUCCAGCCAAGAAGCAACAGCUGCAUACAACACACUCACAGCAAGAGGUUAAUCCUGGCAACAGUACUUGAUUUAAAAAACUUUUCUUGGCUCUUUUAG